AUGGGGAAGAUGGGAGGAAGGAUGGGGAAAGGAUGGGGAGGGGGAAGAGCUGUUUCCGUUUCCGCCGUCCUCAAUUACGGCUUCUUUUCUGUUCUGUCAAACGACCUCAUUUCCCAGGUGUACGUGACCUCAGGAGCGAAGGACAAGGUGAAAGAGAAGGAGCCGCUGGUGGAAGCGCUGACGACCCCGAAGGCGCCCGCCCCGACCUCGAAGGCUCCCGCCCCGACCUCCCCGCCGCCCGCGCCGUCGGAGGCGAGGUCGAGCGACGUGACCUCGCUCACGCCGUCCUCCACGGUGACCCAGCGCUUCCAGGGUGAGGUCAACACGGGAAGAGUCCCGGAGGACUUUGCGGCCGCGGGGUCGCAGAUUCACAACAGCGAGGUGGUGCUCCUCGGAGACGAUGGAGUCUACACGAACGGCCUGACGGGGGAGAAGGGAACCGGAGGCGACUGGAACUUCCGAGGACCGGGGAUCGGGAACGCUCUCGGGUGGACCGACCGGGGCUCCUACACCCGGCGACUCAACAUGACCCGUGUCGAACACAUCGAAGCCGAGUGCCAGGACGACUUCAUGAAGCUCUACGUCCGCUUCAACGGCACCUUCGCCGGCCUCAUCUACAGCUCCGGCUACAGCUACGACCCCGACUGCAUCUACAUCAACGGCACCGGCCGAACCGCCUACGAAUUCUACAUCCAGCUCAACCGCUGCGGCACUCUCGGCGGGAACAACCACAAUCAGGUGGACAAGAGCCGAUCCACCCCGACUAAGAACUUCAUGUGGAACACGGUGACGGUGCAGUACAACUCCAUGAUCGAGGAGGAAUGGGACGAGCACUUCAAGGUCACCUGCGAGUACGGCUACGACUUCUGGAAGACGGUCACCUUCCCCAUGCUGGACGUCCACAUGCAGAACGCAGUGGAGCGGCCAAAGCCAAAGCCAAUUCCAAAGCCAAAGCCGGGCGAAGGAUUCCUCCAAGGGGAAUCCCAGAUUCAGGAACCCCACGAACAGGAAUCCCAGGUUGAGAAUAAGGAAUCUCCCUUACAGGAAUCCCCCUCCACCCCGAAAUGGGUGGCGACGGGGAACCCGGUCGUCUUCACGCUCACGCCGCCGGAGUGCUUCAUGGAGAUCCGCUACGGGUACGGGACGAACGGGAACCGGAUCACGGGGCCCGUCCGCGUCGGCGACCCCCUCACUCUCGUCAUCUUCAUGCGGUCCCAAUACGAGGGCUUCGACAUCGUGGUGAACAACUGCUACGCCCACAACGGAGCCAACAAACGGAUCCCCCUCAUCGACCGACUCGGGUGCCCGGUGGACGAGAAGCUGAUCAGCAGCUUCCAGGGAACGUGGUCCAACGAUGGCGUCUACGAGACCCAGGUCUACGCCUACCUGAAGGCCUUCCGGUUCACGGGGAGCCCUGCGCUCUACUUGGAGUGCGAGGUCCGGAUGUGCCACGGAUACUGUCCCUCUCAGCCGUGCCAUUGGCGAUCGGCGGGGAGACGCCGACGUUCCAUCCUGGAGGGAGAGGACGCGAGGAUCAUCGAGGGAGACUCGUUGGAACUGGACGGAGAGAACGGGACGCUGUCCGAGACGCUCAGCCUCUUCCAGGCCCUCGAGGUCCUCAAGGACGCUGUCAUCCCAGCGCAAGGGCAGUCCGCCAACUCCUCCACCUCCUCGGAUGCCACGAGAGGUAUGGGGAGUGGAUGUGGGGUUGAUUGGGGGAGGAUGGUUGUGGAUGUGGGGUUGAUUGGGGUAGGAUGGUUGUGGAUGAGGGGUAGACGAGGGGUUGAUUGGGGUCUGUGUGUUGCAGAAGUGCUGCGGGAUCCGGAGACGUUCUGUCUGAAGACAGGGAUCUUCACUGCUCUCUGUGGAGCGGCGGGGCUACUGGUGCUGCUCCUGUCGACGAUCUCGUGCUGCCUCUGCGUCCGCCUGCGGCGGUCCAGCAAGGACUCGGACGACCGCCUGGAACGGGCAGCCGACUUCGUGCCGCCGUCGAAGCGCCGCCUUCGCUGA
Darwinula stevensoni is the source of this 2010-nucleotide messenger RNA. The record is from the annotation of a GenBank genome assembly. NCBI's taxonomy places the organism in Eukaryota, Metazoa, Arthropoda, Ostracoda, Podocopida, Darwinulidae.